UACAAAUGCUCACGCAUCACUUUAACUGACUCCGAGACUUGACUGGAUUGGAAACUUCCCUGGUUUCUUCCUCAACCCUAUGAAGCACUAUAAGCAUUGAAAUGGAUUCGCGUUCAGCAGAAGGAUGUGGGGGGUCUUCCUCACGACGCGAGCACGCGCAACUCCUGUGCGGUUCUAAACGGGAAUAAUGACUCUACAGGACUGAGGCUUACAAGGGAGUGAAGCUUUACUAGCUUUAUUAUCAAUGAAAUGGGGGACAAGUUCGAGCUGCUGAAGACGGCCAAACGGAGCGCUCAGCGUCAGAAGGCGAGAGAGGGGAAAGUGCGGCUGCGGGUCAUCUUCCUGGACGACAGCGAGCGGGUUUUUGAGGUCGAGCAAAAGAUCCUGGGCUGUGAUUUCUUCAAUAAGGUCUGUGGUCACCUAAAGCUCUUGGAGAAAGAAUACUUCGGCCUGGAAUUCCGUCACCACAACGGCAGCUACGUGUGGCUGGAACUUCUGAAGCCACUGGCUAAACAGAUCAAGAAUACCAGUGAUCCGGCAUUCCGUUUUAUUGUGAAGUUUUUCCCACCGGACCCAGGCCAGUUGCAGAAAAGCUUGACCAGGUAUCUAUUUGCUCUUCAGAUAAAACAGGAUUUGUCUAAUGGGAGCCUCACAUGUAAUGACAAUAGUGCUGCACUGCUGGUUUCUCAUAUACUGCAAGCAGAAAUUGGGGAUUAUGAUGAAGAAUUGGAUGCUCAUCACUUAGAGAACAAGCAAUAUGUGCCAAACCAGGAGUACCUGGACCACAAGAUCAUUCGCUUUCAUAAGAAACACAGAGGUCACACUCCUGCCCAGUCAGAUGUGCAUUUGCUGGAAGUUGCGCGGAAGCUGGACAUGUACGGCAUUCGUCCACAUCCUGCCCAUGACGGGGAAGGCAUGAGGAUAAAUCUGGCUGUCACUCACAUGGGUGUACUUGUGUUUCAGGGUAACACAAAGAUCAAUACCUUCAGCUGGGCCAAGAUCCGCAAGCUGAGCUUCAAGAGGAGACACUUCCUUAUCAAACUUCACACUGAGGCUGGGCCUUCACGGAGGGACAUGGUUGAGUUCACCAUGGCAAGUAGAGAUAUUUGCAAAACCUUCUGGAAGAUGUGUGUGGAAUACCAUGCUUUCUUCCGUCUGGCUGAAGAGCCCAAGCCACAUCAAAAGUCCCUCCUCUCCAGCAAGGGAUCCAGCUUCAGAUACAGUGGCAGGACACAGAAGCAGCUCCUAGAAUGUGUAGGAACUGGAGAUCACAAACACUUACCGUUUGAGAGACCACAUUGCAAAUCUGACCACGAAUCUAGGCAAUGCAAAUCAUCCCCUGACUUACUCACUGACAUUUCCAAACAGCUCUAUGAGCAGGCCUAUCCAUUCCCCCAUUUUGCUGUUUCUGAGCACCACAUGGACAUGUUUUCUGAUCAGCUUGAGAGAUCACGGCCCUUGUCAAGAAACCCUGCCUUCUCAAGCAAGUCUGCAUCUCCAAAGCUGCGUUCAUUAUCCACUUCGGGAGUGGAGCGUCAAGGCAGGGGGUCCCAAAGACCGAGGGCAAAGAGACGCCAGUCGCCCAGCGCUCAGCACCUGGUCCUCCUGUAUCCCAACAGCCCCCAUCUGCAAUUUCACCCAGUCCUGCCAACAUUUCCUCUUCCAGCUUACCCGUACCUGCUUCAAGACCAUACUUCUUCUUCUCUGGACCGCCUAACACAAGCUCAUCAGAGUCUUACUCCUCUGAAGCAUUUGUCCAGGCAGACAGGCCACUCUUCUUCACCUGCUUCUUCUCUCUCUCCACCACGACGGCAGCAUCAUCUAGAGAAGCUCCGCAUUUCUGGGCUGGGAUUGGCUGGAUCAAGGCCAUACCCCCUAUCAGGAGGAGACGGGGGGUUGGGCUUGAACAGAAGGCUCAACACAGGAAGGACGGAAGCAGGGCACUACAGUGAUGACUCCACCUUUCAAACUGGAUUACCUCGUCGAGCCUCAAGCCAACCAAACGUGAAAUUCCAGAGACCUACACUUGCUUCCUCUGCUGCUGCCCAUGCUUCAGAGUUCCGGCCUCUGGGGUAUUAUCCCCACCUUUCACGUCAUCAGGUUCCUUCUAGACCCACCUACCUCCCUCUAAGCACCACCCCCUUGCCAGAAAGGCCUGCCUCUUUGUGUGUGCUUGGCACAGGGAAUUACAGUGAUUCAGACUCUGACCCCUUCUAUCCCUAUUACUGCCCUGCUCUGGGCAAAGUGGUACAUUCUGGCCCACUAGCACGCAUGCGCUUCUCUUCUGGAAGCCUGCAACUAGAUGAGGAAGAAGGGGAGGAGGACGAAGAUAUGGACAAUCAGAGUGAAGGGGAGAACAGUGCCCUCACUUCUGUCAAGGUAAUGAAAUUGUAGUUCUACUCGUUAGGACAACUUGCACAUAGUUACUGAACUAUAGUCAAAAUAAGAUAAUAUUCUGAUAAUAUUUUCUUGGGCAAUAGGCAAUAGGCCUACCCUGUUCUCAACAAAUACAGUCACCAUGAUUAUAAAAUGUCUGGAAUCAUAUCAUUUCAAUAUACUUUUAUGCUUGUGUGUACAAACCAUGUGUAAAAGAUGUUGUCAGCAAUUUCUGCCUCAUCUUAUGUUUCUAGUUAUUUGUUUUGCAAGUGACUGUCAUGUAUUGGAAGCACUCUCUCCCCACAAAAGUGUGGGUGCAUUUUAGUGCCAGUAUUAGGACAAAGCUGAGCAAAAGAAUGGUAUUACUCUAUGUGCCCUCUUAUUGCAUCUCCAAAAUGACAGUGAGCAGUAAAAUCUUAUUGACUGAAUUAUAUACAACAAAUGAAUAUCUAUGAUAAAACUGGGCACUUAUUUAAAUAUACUGACAUCAUCAUGUUGGACGAUCAAACUUUUAUAGCAAUGUACUUUUACCUGCAGUGGAAGCAAUGCUGUAUAUUCAGAAGACAAGAGUGGGUGUUUGAUCACAUGUGCCUUAUCUGAAUAUUGCCAUAAUCUGAUUAUAAUCUGAAUAUUAAUAUGCUUGGGGACAAUGCAACACAAUGAUUGUUUCUGGUUGAGACUGAAAUUAGAUUGAAACUCAGCUUUAAAAGCAAAACUGAACUAAUGCAUUCUUAAAGGAAUUGAAAGGAAAAUUAUUUUUUCAGAGUGAUCAGUCGUUUAUUCAAGAUAUAUCAAAUAUAAAAACUACAUAAGGUUAAUCAAACCAGAGAGUAUAAGUACAGCCUUCAUGCAGCAUUGAGCCAGUAAUAUACAGAAACUAAUGUGACUUAUUGAAAAGCUGAACAUUGUCAGGAUUAGUCUAUGCCAACCCACCUUGGACCUGACAAGUUGCAUCAUGGAUGUGCAUGUAAUAAUUUGAGCAAAACUGUCCAUUUAAUCUGUGCAACCAUGCAAAAUUUCAAAAUGAUGCCAAAUAUUUAUAUAUAUAUGUGGACUGUACUUAAAAUUUAAUAUUUGUCAGGUUUCAAUUUUCUUUAUUUUAUUAUUGUACUUGUACAUUGUAUGUUAUACUCCUACAUGUCUAUCACACCUAGGAAUUAUUAAUUUCUUUAUGCAAUAUCUCAAGCUACACCACAAAUUCAACAUGAUUUCACAAUGAAACAUCUAUCCAUCCAUCCAUCAUUGUUGACCGCUAGUCCAGACAGGGUCACGGUAGCAGUUGG
Molecule: messenger RNA, 3659 nt
Organism: Pygocentrus nattereri (red-bellied piranha)
Lineage: Eukaryota; Metazoa; Chordata; Actinopteri; Characiformes; Serrasalmidae
Product: FERM domain-containing protein 7
Exons: 12
Coding region: 250-2394 (714 amino acids)
Cellular component (GO): cytoskeleton
Molecular function (GO): guanyl-nucleotide exchange factor activity; cytoskeletal protein binding
Source: RefSeq, a predicted model, not a curated record